Messenger RNA from Paramacrobiotus metropolitanus, 1555 nucleotides. Its product is annotated as L-sorbosone dehydrogenase-like. Bases 115 to 1512 code for a protein of 465 amino acids. The transcript has 2 exons. Lineage: Eukaryota; Metazoa; Tardigrada; Eutardigrada; Parachela; Macrobiotidae. The record is from RefSeq and is a predicted model, not a curated record.
CACGAAGCCAGGCAUCUCAACUUUAUUUGUAAUAGCUGCUAUAAGUGCAGCAAUCACAAAAUCCAAUUACAAUACCAAAAUAAUUUCCUGAUACACCGAUACAGUAUUCAAAAAAUGGCGAAGUACAACGCAAUUGCAUUGUUCACAUGCCUGUGCCUUUGCGUUACUAUUUGUUGGGCAGAUAACCAAACCACGAUUUUAACUGGCCAAGCGGCUUUCGGAGAUUACCACAACGACGCCCCCGGAGUGCGACGGAAGAUCACUCCCGCUGACCUUCCCGCCCCCAGCGAAGACCGCUCCAAUCGUUCCUCCAUUGCUCCCCGUCCGGAAGGGGCGUUGCCCAAAGUCCCACCGGGAUUUGUUGUCGAGCAUCUGGCCAGCCUAUCAUUUCCGCGUUUAUUACGCACCGCGCCCAAUGGCGACGUCUUUGUAUCGGAAGGCAACCGACAAAAGAUCACUAUCUUACGCCGUAAUGAUUCAUCUGGCCAGGUGACUAAUUUUACGUACGCGACAGCGGAGAACGGGAUCAACAUGCCGUUUGGAAUUGCGUUCCACCCUCCCGGAGAUACGCCCACUCAUGUGUACAUCGCCAAUCAGGAGAGUAUUAUCCGGUUUAACUAUUCAAAUGGAGAUACAGCGGCCGUGGGUCAGGCGGAAGUAGUGGUGACGGGUAUUCCCGGGCGGGGUCACUGGACGCGAGAUAUUGCCUUUUCUAAAGACGGCCAGGCGAUGUUCGUUGCGGUGGGAUCCUUGAGUAAUGCCCAGGAGAGACCACAGGAUAACGAGACAGACCGGGCAAUGGUCUUGAAGUUUAACGUUGACGGCACCGGAAAGACCCAAUUCGCCACAGGAAUUCGCAAUCCAGUCACUAUUGCGUUCCAUCCCGACACUAAUGUUCUAUGGACCUCCGUCAACGAGCGAGACCGACUGGGCGAUAACCUUGUACCGGACUACAUCACGCGCGUCAACGAAAAUGAAUUUUAUGGUUGGCCCUGGUACUACAUCGGCAACAAUACUGAUCCACGCCACGCGGGGAAAAUCCCAGCCAACGUGUCCACAGUAUCCAUUCCGGAUGUCCUUAUCCAAGCCCACAGUGCGUCCCUGCAGAUGACCUUCUACACCGGUAGCUCAUUUCCCGCGGAGUACAAAAACGAUAUCUUUGCGGCCCAGCAUGGUUCGUGGAAUCGCCAAAGUCGGACCGGCUAUAAGGUCAUCCGCGUGCUGGAAGAAAACGGUGUGCCGAACGGGAUCUACGAGGAUUUUAUGACCAGUUUCGUCACGGAUGCCGGUGAAGUAUGGGGUCGACCGGUCGGCGUGACCGUAGCCAAAGAUGGGUCGCUGUGGGUCUCGGACGACGGAUCGAAUUCAGUGUGGAGAGUAUGGUACAAUAGGACUGUUGAUGAUACUACCACGACAACCGGUAGCCCGGGUGGAAACGCCGCAUCACAUUUUGGUUGUCAUUUUGUUUCGAUGUUUAUUCUCUUUGCCAUUGCCUGCUGGAAAUGUGUGUAGACUGUCAUUUCUUUGGUUCUUUAACAGAUCAUAACGAAGACCA